Ciona intestinalis (vase tunicate) is the source of this 1622-nucleotide messenger RNA. Its product is annotated as phosphatidylserine decarboxylase proenzyme, mitochondrial. Gene Ontology annotation, cellular component: mitochondrion. Gene Ontology annotation, biological process: phosphatidylethanolamine biosynthetic process. The record is from RefSeq and is a predicted model, not a curated record. NCBI's taxonomy places the organism in Eukaryota, Metazoa, Chordata, Ascidiacea, Phlebobranchia, Cionidae. Gene Ontology annotation, molecular function: phosphatidylserine decarboxylase activity.
UUAUUUAGCCCCCCUUUUCUUGAAAGGUAUAAUAAGUAUAGGUGUAUUAACUGACAACUGUACCAACCUUAAUUUUGAAAAGAAAACUUACUUUGACUAAAUGAUGUCCCUUCGGAUUAUACUUCUAAGAACACCACUGCAAACAUGUAGACCCAGCGGUCAUACACAAUUAAUAAGUUGUUUUCAAAGCAAAGUACUAUGUGCCAGCUCCAAUGCUGUGUUCAUACACACUUUACCUCACAGAACAUUUCUUCUGAGGCGAAUCUUUCAACAGCCGAGCAUUGGACUUAAUAUGCCGGGACAAGGACUUCAAAAGCUGGAUGAAAAAGCUGAAAAAGAGCUUGAAAACAAAAGUCUUGUUCUACGUUUAAUAAACCGUAGAAUUGAAGAGCAAAAUCGGGGAAGGAAAUCAUUUUCAAUUUUACCAGAUUAUAAGUUCAUCCUUCUGUCUUCAAUUGCAAUUGCCGCAUUUGUGUUAACUGUUUGGAUAUUUUACCCCGACCUUGAAGAAUCUAUCGUACCAGUCUUUGAAAAGCCAACCAAGGAUUUGCUCCUGUGCCCUGAUAAAACUAAAACCCCUCUUGUUGUUCUGUACAAGUUACUACCAUUAAGAGUAUUUUCUCGUGCAUUUGGUAGAUUCAACCAGAUUGAGAUCCCUUCAAUGUUACGACCUCCAGUGUAUGGAUUGUACUGCAAGUUGUUUCACGUAAAUAUGGAUGAAGCGCUCGUGAAAAAUUUAAAAAGUUACAAAACUAUGAACCAGUUUUUCACCAGACCUGUAGAUCCUGCAGCUCGACCGAUUCACGAAAACGCAAAAAUUGUUUUUCCAUCGGAUGGUAAAAUAUUAACACAAGGUACAGCAGAGACUGGCAUGGUGGAGCAGGUGAAAGACAUGACUUAUUCUCUCAUGAAGUUCCUUGGUCCUCUAACUGAAGACCCAACACAUGACAAAUGGGGUGCUUUACCAAACUUCACUUACAAUUUCCAAGCGACGUCUUUUCCACUAAAAAACUACCAACGCGCUCUAAUGAAAGAUCCAGAGAAAAAUCAACUUUACCAAUGUGUGAUCUACCUCGCACCAGGCAACCUACAUGGCUUCAGUUCUCCAGUGGAUUGGACGAUAAAACACCGCAGACAUUUUCCUGGUGACCUUUUAAGCGUCAACCCGAAAAUCGCUUCGUUUGUCAAAGAACUUUUUAUCGCUAACGAACGAGUUGUGUUAUCAGGCACAUGGGAACACGGAUAUUUCUCCAUGACUGCUGUUGGUGCCACAGAUGUUGGCAAUAUUAAAAUAUAUGACGAUAUAAUACUCAAAACAAACCGCGCAUACUGGAAAGCUGGCACUUAUUACGACAUGAAGUAUGGAGAAAAUGGCUUGCCUUAUUACAAGGGUGACCGCGUGGGGGAAUUCAACAUGGGUUCCACUAUAGUUUUGGUGUUUGAAGCGCCAAAGGGAAUGAAAUUUAAAUUAAAUCCUGGAGAUAAAGUAAUGUUGGGUCAGCAGUUCUUUGCAAAAGAUUAAAAAUACAGUAAAAAUAUAUUACCCCAAGAUUCCCAACUUUUCUGUAUCAUCUUUUUAUAUAAUUUUUUUCAUCUCAUUUUGAUUGCAUGCUUUUUAUUUC